This is a messenger RNA of Oryza brachyantha (malo sina), 1264 nucleotides long. Its product is annotated as peptide deformylase 1B, chloroplastic. The transcript has 7 exons. Gene Ontology annotation, molecular function: peptide deformylase activity. Gene Ontology annotation, biological process: peptidyl-methionine modification. Gene Ontology annotation, cellular component: chloroplast; mitochondrion. NCBI's taxonomy places the organism in Eukaryota, Viridiplantae, Streptophyta, Magnoliopsida, Poales, Poaceae. The coding region runs from base 61 to 879 and encodes 272 amino acids. The record is from RefSeq and is a predicted model, not a curated record.
CAAUCGCUGCGGCGUGCGGGGAAAAAAAUCGUGGAGUUUAGCUCCCCCCCCCCCCCCACCAUGGCCGCGCGCCUUCACCUUCACCUCCGCCGCUGCCCUCGCCUCCGCGGGUUCGCGUCCUCCUCGCGCCCCCUCCUCGCCACGCACCCCAGAGCGCUGCCGCUCCCCCGCAUGGGCUCGGUCGCGCCCCUCGCCGCGGCGGCACGCGCCCGCCGCGGCUUCGGCUCCUCCGUCACCACCACGCCGCCCGCCGAGGACGAGGACUUCGCCACAGCUGCCGACCUUCAGUUCGACCCGCCGCUCACGGUCGUGAAGUACCCCGACCCAAUCCUGCGGGCGCGCAACAAGCGCAUCAACACCUUCGACGACGGCCUACGCCGCCUCGCUGACGAGAUGUUCGACGUCAUGUACAAAACUGAUGGAAUUGGUCUAUCUGCACCACAAGUUGGGGUGAACGUGCAGCUUAUGGUUUUUAAUCCAGCUGGUGUGAAGGGAGAAGGAGAGGAGAUUGUCCUUGUCAACCCAGUAGUAUACAAACUGUCGAAACGAUUGUUAGUGUUCGAGGAAGGCUGCUUAUCAUUCCCUGGGAUAUAUGCCAAUGUGGUGAGACCAGACAAUGUCAAAAUUGAUGCUCAAGAUGUUACAGGGGCCAAGAUCAAAGUUAAAUUGUCAGGUCUGUCUGCAAGAGUUUUCCAGCAUGAGUUUGAUCAUUUACUGGGGAUUCUUUUCUUUGACAGAAUGUCUGUUGAUGUUCUUGAGAGCGUGCGCGAGGGACUGAAGGACUUAGAGAAUAAAUAUGUGGAAAGUACAGGGCUAGUAAGCCCUGAAAGUAUUGAGAACUACAAAGGAAGAAAGGAUCUCAUUAGUUUCUCAAGAUGAGUGGCUUUCGGUAGGUUAUGGCAUUUUUUCAAACAUCAUCCUGUGGAGCUUCAAAUUGACGAGUGUGUGGAACAAUUGCCAGUGCCACAUAUUCUUCUUUCAUUCUACUUGUUGACAGUCUUGCCGCAUCUAGUUAUGUGCGGUGCGACACCAAUGAAAUUACAUCGAGAAAACAUGCUAGUGAUGAAUGAGCUGUAAUUUCCUAGAAGGAAUAUGCGAACAAUAUUCUUGUUUGCAUAUUUAUGACUUUUUAGAGUAUAUUAUAUUUUCUCAUUUUUCAUAAGAUUUUUCAUGGAAUGACCUUUUUCUCAUUAAAUUUACAAAAAAAGUGCUGUCCUCAUUGUGCAAACAAAUAGCACAAAUACUUAAGUUUUUUUUAUUUGAU